AUAAACCCUAAUUUCCCCUUUAACUUCUCCCUCAAACCCUAGACACGCCUCUAGCUGCACACACUCGCACACAUACAGGGUUUGAAGUGAUUAUCAGCAAUGGCACCUAAAGAUUCGAAGAAGCCUGAUGCCAAAGCACAGGCCGUGAAGGCUGCAAAAGCAGUGAAGUCGGGACCAGCCUUUAAGAAGAAAUCCCUGAAAAUCAGAACCAAGGUUACAUUCCAUCGCCCAAGGACAUUAAAGAAGGAGAGGAACCCCAAGUACCCUCGUAUCAGUGCUCCACCAAGGAACAAGCUUGAUCAUUAUCAGAUCUUGAAGUACCCGCUCACUACUGAAUCGGCGAUGAAGAAAAUUGAGGACAACAACACUUUGGUAUUCAUUGUUGAUCUCCGUGCUGACAAGAAAAAGAUCAAGGAUGCAGUGAAGAAGAUGUACGAUAUCCAGGCCAAGAAAGUGAACACUUUGAUAAGGCCUGAUGGUACAAAGAAAGCAUAUGUGAGGUUGACACCAGACUAUGAUGCCUUGGAUGUGGCAAACAAAAUUGGAAUCAUCUAAAUUAGUUGGCUUGUGUUUUUGCUCUAGUUUUUAUCAUUUUGUUCUGUUCCAGAGUAAGGUACUUUACUGUGAUAUCAAACGGAGACUUUCUAAAUACUCCAAACUUGUAAUCUUGCAGUAUCUCUAUCUUGGUUAUCACAUUUUUUCUAAGAUAUUAUUUGAGAUUUUGUAGGCUUGAAAUUUCAAUUUAGUUUCGAAUUAUGCAUUACUUCACCUA
Mercurialis annua (annual mercury) is the source of this 772-nucleotide messenger RNA. RefSeq names its product 60S ribosomal protein L23A. Gene Ontology annotation, biological process: ribosomal large subunit assembly; translation. Lineage: Eukaryota; Viridiplantae; Streptophyta; Magnoliopsida; Malpighiales; Euphorbiaceae. The record is from RefSeq and is a predicted model, not a curated record. Gene Ontology annotation, cellular component: ribosome; cytosolic large ribosomal subunit. Bases 100 to 555 code for a protein of 151 amino acids. Gene Ontology annotation, molecular function: rRNA binding; structural constituent of ribosome. The transcript is spliced from 4 exons.